Chara braunii is the source of this 977-nucleotide messenger RNA. NCBI's taxonomy places the organism in Eukaryota, Viridiplantae, Streptophyta, Charophyceae, Charales, Characeae. The record is from the annotation of a GenBank genome assembly.
GCGGAACUGGCCGCAAGACUGCAUGAUGACGGAAGCGGAUUGUUGCCAGCACCAGCCGGGGCUCAAUCUUCUAGUGUUUCUAACGCUCUGGUUCCCUAUCAGGCACCGCCUAAUAGGGGCGCGAAUGAGGGAGCUAAUGGUGUCAGCGGCUACAGCAACUACGGGAAUAACGGUGGCUUCAGGAACAAUCAGAGUUAUGGCGGGCAGCGAUUCGGGAAGCAAUGGGGUGGGGGUUACAAGGAUCGUGAUCGGGAUGAUCGAUUUGACAGGAUCUAUGGUGGAUAUUCCCGAUGAUGAUGAAUCUGAGAUCAGUAGAGUUAGGAGGGAGUUGGAAGAAUUAAAGGCACGAUGUGCGGGCGAGAAAGCGGAGUCUAGUUUAGAGGCACUACGUCGGGAGAAAGAUGCUCUACAAAGAGCUCAAUCAAAAAGUAGCGAAGAGGAGAAUCUCAGGAAAGAAAUUGAGAUGUUGAAGGCCAGGAAUGAGAAGGGUAGAUUUGCUGAUGCUGUUUCCGAAAUUUCCAGGAGUGACGAAAUCGCUGCGCUCCGCUUGCAGAUUCAUGAGCUCGAAGGAGUCCGCGCGGCGCUUGAAGCACGUGGCAAUGAGCUAGGCAAUCUUAAAUCGGAGAACGCGGCGCUCAAGAAGGAUUUCCAGGCUCUUAAAGGCGAGAUCUCGGAGAUUAAGAAUGCUAAUAACAAGCGCGCAUCUGACAUUGUCACGGAAAAAAGCCCACCAGCAGAACCAGAUAUGGGUAAGCAAAGGAUGGCUCCGAUCGACGAAGCAGUCUACACUCCUAAGGAUCUCAAGGCUCUUCACAAAGCUUUUAAGAAGGCGCAAGCAGGAGAAGAAAUGCCAAUCGGGAGGUGCAAGCUCUUAAAGAGCGUAUGGCGCAUUUGGGGGCUCAGUUGUUGACGAAGCAGCGACAGUCGGUUAGAAGGCCACUGAGCGGGAAGACUACGCCACGGAAUCUGAGACCGAC